Messenger RNA from Nematocida minor, 1365 nucleotides. RefSeq lists its product as uncharacterized. The coding region runs from base 1 to 1365 and encodes 454 amino acids. The record is from RefSeq and is a predicted model, not a curated record. The transcript has a single exon. NCBI's taxonomy places the organism in Eukaryota, Fungi, Microsporidia.
AUGCACAGACCAUACUCAGAGUUCAUAGAAAAAGACAGCAAUAUGUCCCUGCAGAGAAUGAUCCACAUCACCCUGCAAAGUCUUACAGAAAGAGGGAUCAAAGAGGGGCUUUUUCGGACGGGGAAAAAUGAGCUGAGUGUGCGAAGCAUAUACAACAAGCUCUUUCCCGCCAUGCACAACUCGUCUGCCUUUGUUGAGGCACACCGGCUCAAGCUGUACAUCCAGGACGGCAUGGAAAAAGAGGCCCUGGAGCAGAUUCGCAGGAUGCGGUCUUUUGAUGACAAAGCAAUUUUUUCUCUUCUAAACUACUCCUUUCUCUUUGCAGUUAUUAACAAGAUGCCCAACAUCAUUGAAGCCUUUUUCUCCAAAGGGUUUCCUCGCAAUGUGAACCUGCGGAUAUUCGGGUGCAAGAACAGCAUCGUAUUUCCCACGUACUUCCACCUUGCGCUGGCAGCACAGAAUCUGGCGGUUAUCAUGCUUUUCUUCAAGAGAACGAUAGACUACCACGAGACAUGGCACGGUCUGGGGCCUGUGCACUUGGCAGCGGUUAAUCCUGACAUCAGAGUGCUCGACAUAGUUCUAACGUACGGAGGCAAUCCCAUGGAGGUUACAACGACUCUGCAGUACUCCCUGCUGAACAAUCUCUUCAAAAAGCAGGAGCUGCAGUACAGAGAGGCAGGAAGACCGAUAUAUCCUGUGGAUCUUGCAGCUGUGUCCAACAACUGGGGGUCUUUUCUUCUUCUGAUGAAAAAGUCGCCAAAGUGUGCAGCACACUCGCAGCAUCUCCUGCACAUUCUGAACAGUCUGGAGAUGGUGAUAAAGGCAAUAAACAUUGGCGCGCGCUUGGACAUCCCGCUUGCCGAUGGCUCCACCAUUCUGCACACUAAAACAUACCACAACAGGCCAGAAAUGGUCGCUUUCUAUGUAGCUCUGAAGCUCCCGAUGGGCGUAAAGAACAGGGCAGGGUCAACGCCCUUGAGUCUCGCGCUGGAUCUGGAGCACCGCGAUGUUGCGUGGAUUUUGAUGAUGAAUGGCGCAAAAGUCUGCAAAAGCUACGAGAGCCAUCCGAUUGUAGAGGAGAUAGAAAAGGGGUGGGUGCCUGUGUACUCGCAGCAGGAGAAGUUCGAGUACUACAAACACGCAGCCUCGUAUGCAGAGAUUGUAAAUCACAAAGCAAAGAGCAGGUUCUUCAUCAAAAGAAUACUGAACAGAGACAAAAAUACGAUAGAAAGCGAAGUCAACAGGCUAAACAGCAAGAUACAAAAGAUAGAGAAAGAAGCGAAAACAGCGUUCAGAGACCUUCCCAAGGAAGAGCUCUACAAGAAGUUUUUGGAGGUGAUAUCCAAAUACUCAGCAAAAGACUAG